AUGUUUGGGACCGACGGCUUUUACAUCUUCACCUCGCUGCGCUACGAUCCCAGUCUACAGCAGGUACCCAGCAGGGGCUUUCAACAUGCUGCAUGGAAUUACAAUCACGUAUCUCCCUUUUACUGUCUAGACUAUCACCGCGAUCGCCUCCUUCAGGCCGCCACGCACUGGGAAUGGCAAUCCGCCAUCGAUGCCCUCACCGGCGAAGAGGCUCUCACUAGGCUCGCUGACUCUGCCAACGAGUUCCUCGGAACGUCUCAGAUGACACCAGUCCGACUCAGAAUCAUCGUGCACGCCCAUGGCACAAUUGAGUUUCAAAAGUUCGACACGCCGGAUGCUGCCCUGCAAAAUCUGUUUCCCUCGCGUCUACCCGCACCGGGCGCCACGCCAGGCAGCAUGGAGGCACGGCGCCUCGUGGUGUACGCCUUGCUUCGAGACGAUGCUUCCAUCUCGCGUUCCGAGUUUACGCAUCAUAAAACAUCCAAGCGAGACGUGUAUAACGAAGCACGAGAUCGUGCCGGCAUCAAAAUGGGUGAGCGCAAGGAAGUGCUCAUGGUCAAUGCCGAAAACGGUGAAGUCAUGGAGGGUAGCAUCACCACCCCGUACUUUUGGCGAAACAAUCGAUGGGUGACGCCUCCAGUCUCAGCCGAGUUCAGCUCCAGCCUGGGCAGCGGGGGCAACAACGGGACAUCAAGACGAUAUGCCCUCGAAAACAAACUCGCGGUAGAAGAGCCUGUCAAGGCCGAGGCUUUAGUUGACGGCGAGGAAUGCUGGAUAAGCAAUGGUGUGUCUGGAUUUAUUGCUGCCCAAGUGCAGCUGAGCAAGUAG
This is a messenger RNA of Cordyceps militaris CM01, 828 nucleotides long. Its product is annotated as Aminotransferase, class IV. The coding region runs from base 1 to 828 and encodes 275 amino acids. The transcript is spliced from 2 exons. The record is from RefSeq and is a predicted model, not a curated record. Gene Ontology annotation, molecular function: catalytic activity. Lineage: Eukaryota; Fungi; Ascomycota; Sordariomycetes; Hypocreales; Cordycipitaceae.